Molecule: messenger RNA, 2068 nt
Organism: Gadus chalcogrammus (walleye pollock)
Lineage: Eukaryota; Metazoa; Chordata; Actinopteri; Gadiformes; Gadidae
Gene: slc31a2
Product: solute carrier family 31 member 2
Exons: 4
Coding region: 234-716 (160 amino acids)
Biological process (GO): copper ion transmembrane transport
Cellular component (GO): membrane
Molecular function (GO): copper ion transmembrane transporter activity
Source: RefSeq, a predicted model, not a curated record
AUCCCAAGAAGCGACGAUACAACAGAGGCGUCAGCAGCGGCGCCUGACUGACAAGCCAUAUGUCCCAUGUUUCGGCGGAGGAGUAACAUAGUUUCGAUCUUGAUAUGAACUUAUCUUGAAAGCGACGCCAACUUGCACCUGUGAUCAAAGCGCUUUAAGUCGGAAUGGAGUGUAGAACCGACAGCUGAAGACCCCCCGUUGAUAAACAGGCGACUUUCUCCCCCUCAGCCGCGAUGCAGAUGACAUUUGAUGCGUCCAGCAGUGUCACGCUCCUGUUUGACUUCUGGGCCGUCCAGAGCCCACCAGGGAUGGUGUUGUCAGUGCUGGUGGUGUGCCUGUUCACAGUCUUCUUUGAGUUCCUGAAGAUGUGGAGGAUCUGGUUGGGGAGCCCCCUCUCCGGCACCAAGUGCUACAGGCCCAGCUACCCCCAACCCUGCGACGGCAGCCCCGGGGAGUGCAUCUCGGUGCUGGCCCCGGGCCGCUCCCAGUCCUCCCUGGCCCCCAUACAGCCCACUGCGGAUACGCCUAUCAUCGCCAACGGGUGGAUGCUACACAGCGUCCAGACAGCUCUCCAUGUUCUCCAGGUGGCCAUGAGCUACAUGCUAAUGCUAUGUGUCAUGUCCUACAAUGUAUGGAUCUUUCUGGGUGUCCUGUUUGGCGCAGGCCUAGGCUACUUCCUGGCCUACCCUUUAAUCGGACGGAUCUCAACCACCUGAACUACCUGGGCUAAUUCCUGGGCUAAAAUGUAACUUGACAGAUCCACAGUUGGAACUAUUGCGGUAUGGCUUGGGCUUAUUCCUGGAUCCACCCUGGAUUUGAAAACUGAGCAGAAAGGUUUACUGUAGGUUGGUUUGUCAAGUAUUUUCUUGAUCGGAAAUACGAGACGAUGAAAUAGAGAAUCCAGUUGCCAUUUAGGGUUGUGAAUUUUUCUGAAUUUCUCUUAAUUAUUUUUUUUAAAUCAUAGUCUUUACUACACUUCUGUCGUGUAGAACGAUAGUUGAUAGAAUUACUUUUCCUCAAACACUGAAUCAUUUUUAAAAUGUUAUUUUACUAACAUGGCAAUAUCUACGCAUACAGCGUAGGCCUACUAUAGAACUACAUUUUGUAUGUUUGUUUUAUGUGCACAAGCUGAUGACUGGACCGUCAUGAAGCACCAAUGGAUCACUACUGUUAGUAGUUAGGGCAACAGCAAAGACCUCUGGGUCUGACCUUUGUUACCCAGGUAGCCCUGGCCUGGGAACAUGAAUGAGGGGAUAGCCUGACUUGCACCUGCUAGAUUUCCAUGAAAAAAGGAGUGUGCGUGAAUGUAGGAUGUUUGUUUUAAUGAUCCUACCAAUGCCCGACUGCCAGUGUUUUUAAUGAUUUUUAAAAUAAAAACUUUUUUUUGAUGCAGCUUUUAAUAUCUUCUUUCAAGUUUCUCUUUUCCAUGUAUGGGUAGAAACUUGACCGCAGCUUUGAGGCUGUUUCAUGUCAUCUUAAAAUAUAGAUUUUAUGGGUUUUUUUCUGAAAAUAUUUGAUAUGCACAUUUGAACAGUGACAGUGGGGAAACUUCAAUAUAAAUAUAAAUAUUAAACAACUAAUAAGUAGCAGGCAAUAGGACCACUGAACACGUGAUCGAAAGUCUUGUGAACGGCCAGGAACACGGUAGGUCUCUGCACCCACAAGGUUCAGCUGCACUGUGUUGUAUAAAGAUAUAGGCCCUCAGUCCCACGUUUGGGUUGUCUUUAUUGACUUGGUAUAGAUUGUGUCAACAUGGUACAUAAUAUCAGGCCAACCUAUGAAGGAACAAGGAGAUGCGCAUAUGUAAAUUCAGGAAGAUAUUUGUGAUUCCAUAAGAUACUGGGCUGUAACUUGAGGCAGUAAAGUUGCUGUAAUCGGUAUGUUUAUUCCAUUAAUACAUAAUUAUGUAAUGCAAUUCAUCCAUACAUGUACAAUGAAUACGAUCGAAAACAAAAAAGGCAAAGAGAAGUGACGUGGACAAAAGAGAGAGACCUCCACUGUAUAAUUUAUAUAAUAAAUAAACAAGUUAACGAGUCAUCAGUUAUUUAUGCAAGCUCAUAAUCACAAA